Molecule: messenger RNA, 1104 nt
Organism: Kluyveromyces lactis
Lineage: Eukaryota; Fungi; Ascomycota; Saccharomycetes; Saccharomycetales; Saccharomycetaceae
Gene: AGX1
Product: alanine--glyoxylate transaminase
Exons: 1
Coding region: 1-1104 (367 amino acids)
Cellular component (GO): peroxisome
Molecular function (GO): L-serine:pyruvate transaminase activity; L-alanine:glyoxylate transaminase activity
Source: RefSeq, a predicted model, not a curated record
AUGUCAGAUUUAUUAUUAAUUCCAGGUCCAAUUAUGGUGUCUUCGGCUGUCGAGGAAGCCGCCAGCAUUCAAUCGUUGGCUCAUACCUCUCCAGAAUUUGUUAAGAUCUUUCAAGGGGCGUUGCAAAAGUUGAGAACAGUUUUCCAAACAAGUAAUGCUGGUGACCAACCUAUUGUCAUUUCUGGUUCCGGUACCCUAGGAUGGGAUAUCGUCGGUAACAACUUGUUAAAGUCCGGAGACUCAGCGUUGACAAUUUCUACCGGAUUCUUCUCAGAUUCAUUUGCUGAAUGUUUGAAAACGUACGGUGCUGAUGUCGAUGUGUUAAAGAGCGAACCAGGUAAAGUCGUUGCGUUAGACAAAAUUGAAUCUCAAUUAAAGUCCAAGAAAUACCAAUUGAUCACUUUGACUCACGUCGAUACCUCUACUGCUACCCUAUUGGAUCUCCCAUCAAUCACCUCGUUGGUGAAGAAAGUUUCUCCAGAAACUUUCAUUAUUGUUGACGGUGUUUGUUCCAUUGGAUGCGAAGAAUUUAAAUUCUCCGAAUGGUCUGUCGAUUUCGUUUUGACCGCAUCUCAAAAGGCGUUAUCAUGUCCUUCUGGGUUAAGUGUUUCUUUGAUCAGUGAACGCGCCUUAUCAUACGCUUUGAGCAACGAAUCCACCCAUGGAUUCUAUGCUAACUUAAAGAAAUGGAUCCCAAUCAUGAAAGCAUACGAAGCUGGUGUAGGCCAAUAUUUCGCUACUCCAUCAAUUCAAUUAGUUAACGCAUUAAACGUCUCCCUUGGAGAAAUCUUGUCCUAUGGACUCGAGGCCAGAAUCGCCAAGAACAAGAAAACUUCUGACCAGUUCAAAAAUAACUUGAAACAAUUGGGUCUCACUUUGGUCUCAGAGGAUUCCAACAGCGCUCAUGGAUUGACUGCCGUAUACGUCGACCAACCAGGUAAAGUGAUCUCUUCCUUGAAAUCAAAGGGUAUAGUCAUCGCCGGUGGAAUCUUACCCGGCAUCAAGGACAAGUAUAUCCGAAUUGGUCACAUGGGUAUCUCUGCCAUCGAUGACAACUUGCACCACAUCGACAAGGUAUUCGAAGCAAUCAAGGAAUCUAUUUAA